AUUCAUUUGACUUUUGCUUUUUCUAAGAGGUGAAAUGGCGCAGCAAGGAGCUCAACUGGGCCAAGAAAAACUCUGCUGUUCGAUCUGUCUGGAUCUACUGAAGGAUCCGGUGACUAUUCCCUGUGGACACAACUACUGUAUGGGUUGUAUCAAAAGUCACUGGGAUGAAGAGGAUCGAAAGAAAAUUUACAGCUGUCCUCAGUGCAGACAGACGUUCAGACCGAGGCCUGUCCUGGUGAAAAACACCAUGUUGGCAGAUUUAGUGGAGGAACUGAAGAAGACUGGACUCCAAGCUGCUCCAGCUGAUCACUGCUACGCCGGACCUGGAGAUGUGGCCUGUGAUUUCUGCACUGGGAGAAAGCGAAAGGCAUCAAAGUCCUGUCUGCAGUGUCUGGUCUCUUAUUGUGAGCAGCACCUCCAGCCUCACUAUGAGGUUGCUCCGUUAAAGAAGCACAAGCUGCUAAAACCAUCUGCAAAUAUUCAAGAGAACAUUUGCUCUCGUCACAAUGAAGAAAUGAAGAUUUUCUGCCUCACUGAUAAACAGUGUAUCUGUUAUCUCUGCUCCUUGAAUGAACAUAAAGGCCACAACACAGUCUCUGCUGAGGCAGAAAUGGCUGAGAGGCAGAAAGCAUUUGGGGCAAACUGGCAGAAGAUCCAGCAGAGAAUCCAGGACAGAGAGAAAGAUGUGAAGGAACUUCAGCAGGAGGUGGAGGCUAUCAAUCGCUCUGCUGAUAAAGCUGUGAGGGACAGUGAGAAGAUCUUCAAUGAAUUGGUCAAUGUUAUCAAGAAAAGAAGCUCUCGCGUGAAGCAGCAGAUCAAAUCUCGACAGAAAACUGAAGUCAGUCGAGUCAAAGAGCUUCAGAAGAAGCUGCAGCAGGAGAUCACUGAGCUGAGGAGGAAAGAUGAUGAACUGGAGCAGCUCUCACAAUCAGAGGACCAUCGGAAGUUAUUUCAUAAUUACCCCUCACUGUCAAAUCUCACCGACUCUUCAGAGUCACACAGUAUCAAUAUCCGACCUCUGAGGCACUUUGAGGAUAUGAAGACAGCUGUGUCAGAGGUCAGAGAUAAACUGCAGGUCAUUCUUAAUGACCUACUGGUCAAAAUCUCAAUGACAGAGACUGAAGUUGACGUUUUACCACCACAACCAGAGCCCAAGACCAGGGCUGGAUUCUUAAAAUAUUCACAACAUCUCACACUGGAUCUGAACUCUCAAUAGUUGAUUGCAUGUUGAUUUUCUUCCUGUGUUUUGUGCAGUAAAGAUGUAAUAGUUUCUGAUAAUCAAUAGACCAAUGUUUGUUAUUCCUCCUGACAUACUGGUUUAACAGACCCACUGUGUGAUGAAGUGCAUCUGUUGAUGGAUAUUCUAAUAUGUGAACAUAGUCAAUCAAUAAUGUUGAUUUGUUUUCCAAAAAUAAAACUGCA
Messenger RNA from Lates calcarifer (barramundi perch), 1422 nucleotides. RefSeq names its product E3 ubiquitin/ISG15 ligase TRIM25-like. Lineage: Eukaryota; Metazoa; Chordata; Actinopteri; Centropomidae. Bases 35 to 1216 code for a protein of 393 amino acids. The transcript has a single exon. Gene Ontology annotation, molecular function: zinc ion binding. The record is from RefSeq and is a predicted model, not a curated record.